AUGUUGAAGUUAUAUUUACUGACUCUAACGGCCCUGACCCUUCCUGUCUCUCACGCAGGAGUCGUCCCUCGCGUUAAUCAGCCGGACUACGUAAUCAUUGGCGGUGGUCCAGCAGGCUUCGUGCUCGCGGAGCAAUUGACCAAGAACUCGAAGAAGACCGUUACCCUUCUGGAGGCUGGUCCAGAUACGGCAGGGGUAGCGGCAAUCGAUGUGCCUGGCUUCGCUCCAACAUUGCUAGACUCGGAGUAUACCUGGAACUAUACCUCGCAGCCCGAUAGCAACAUCAACAACCAGACUCCGGAUCUGGCUCAGGGUCGGGGAUUUGGUGGUGGCAGCGCUGUCAAUUAUUUAGGUGCCUGUCGUGGUGCACCGUCGGUCUUUGGUGAAUGGGCUAAUAUCAGCGGUGAUGAUGGAUUGCGAUGGGAUAAUCUCCUCGAGGACUUCAAGGCUGUCUUCCACUAUACCGAGGUCGAUGUUGGCUACGAUACGCACAUCAACGCGAGCGCUUACGGUGAUGGUCCUAUUGAUAUUACCGCACCGGAUGACACUCUGGGGUUCGUUGACAAACUUGUGAGCGCGUGGAUGUCAGUCCUGGGGCUACCUCAUGUUGACCUGAAUGAUGGCACUGGGCUUGGAGUUUCUUCGGGCACAAGCAGCAUUCGCGCUUCAAACAGAAGUCGCAGUUAUGCUCCCCAAGGCUAUGGAUGGAAAUUAGCCGGACGCUUUAAUGUCCAAGUUCUACACAAUGCGCAGGCCACGAAGAUCAACUUCCAUGGAAGGCGUGCUCAGUCAGUCACAUAUAUCAACCCUAACGAUGGCUCCUCCAGAACACUUCACGCAAAAGAGAUUAUUGUGGCUGCGGGGGCCAUCAAUACCCCUAAGCUGCUCAUGCUUUCAGGGGUCGGUCCAGCGCGCCAUCUUGAGUCAUUAGGAAUCAAAGUAGUGGCCGACAUUCCUCAGAUUGGCCAGAACCUACUUGACCAUCACUCCGCCUUCAUGGAGUUUGAGGUGCCGUCAAGCAUCGAGACGUUGUGGCAGUACACACAAAACAGCACUUUUAAAACCAUCGCGGAGGAGGAGUACUAUAAAGACGGGUCUGGUCCGCUAGGUGUGCCCAACGGCGCCGCAUUUGCCGUCUCACGCAUUCCCGACGCUAUUUUCCAGGCCGUUGGCGAUACUUUCCAUCCUAGCCUCCCAGCCGACAGGGGUCAUCUUAUGUUCCAAUAUUCCAGCUCAACGCUGCAACAGACCACCCCAAACGUGAGCAUUAUAUCGCCCUUCGUAGCGCUAGCUCAGCCCGAAGCCUCGGGCUACAUGAAAUUGGCGUCGGCCGACUACCGCGAUGCGCCGCUUAUUUACUCAAACUAUUACGGGUCCCGGGGAGACAAGGCUGCCAUUCUAUAUGGCUACAAGCAGUUGCGCAAAGUGGUUCAAAAUCCAGAAAUUGCGCCCAUUUUGGGACGAGAGAUUUACCCCGGGGCUAAUGUGACUUCGGAUGAGGAUCUGUGGAACGCCAUUGCUGGGGGCUCGAUGAGCUUUCAUCAUCCGCUGGGAACCGUAGCCCUGGGAACGGUGGUGGAAGGAAAGUCUUGGAGGAUCAAAGGGCUUGAUGGUAUUCGUGUGGUCGAUUCGUCGACUAUGCCCACUAUGCCGACGUGCCAUAUCAUGGCCAGUGUCUACGCCUAUGCACACCAUGCUGCCCAGCUGAUCCGACAGCAGGACUAA
Messenger RNA from Penicillium hordei, 1725 nucleotides. Its product is annotated as GMC family oxidoreductase. The record is from RefSeq and is a predicted model, not a curated record. The transcript is spliced from 5 exons. The coding region runs from base 1 to 1725 and encodes 574 amino acids. NCBI's taxonomy places the organism in Eukaryota, Fungi, Ascomycota, Eurotiomycetes, Eurotiales, Aspergillaceae. Gene Ontology annotation, molecular function: flavin adenine dinucleotide binding; oxidoreductase activity, acting on CH-OH group of donors.